GGUCCGGUAGAGCCAUAACAGGUCCAGACGUCAAAGUAAAAACACCUUCAUAUCGAUAGCUCUGUUGUACUAUUUUUUUCUGGGGGAGAUACGUGUUAUGUAUUGUAUCUCUGUCUUUCUGGAAGGUGUAUUUUAGAGUGUGUUUUUUUUCUCUCUCUCUAGAAGGAGUGGAAGUAAAGUCAAAUAAGUGUUUAUUUUGAGGAUUAAAGGAGAAAAAAGGUGACCAGUAGCCAGUUUCAUCUUGUGCUGCUUAGAAGCUAUCAAGACAUUAUAUUUUAAAUCUUCGCAAGAUGACUGCCUCUCAACGCCUUCUGUGUGUGAUGUCAGCUCUGGUGGGCGUGGUUUCGCCAGCGCCCACGACGGGAGAUUCUCACGCCCACACUCCACCGGUUCUUCUUCACGCCCAUCAGCCCAUCUCGGCCGCUCAGACCCUCCUGUUGCAUCGCUAUGUUGAAGGUGCCGCCCACGAUGAUGUCAGCACCGCCCAUGAUGAUGUCAGCACCGCCCACGAUGUAAUUGCCGCCCACGCUGAUGUCAACACCGCUCAUGACGGAGGCACUGACGUCCAUGAUGCCAAUGCCGCCCACGGUGAUGCCAACGCCGCCCAUGAUGUAAUUGCCACCCACAGUGACGUCAGUGCCGCCCACGACGCCGUUACUCCCGCCCACGACGUACUUACCGCCCACGACGCCGUCACCCCACCAGCCCCCCCCGCGAGCUCGCCCCCACGACGCAUCUCCCGCCCACGACGCAUCUCCCGCCCACGCAGCCCGCACUGCCACAUCCGCCCCUGCUCCGACUGACGGUCAGAUACGUCCUUCUCGCCGGGAUCGCCAGCCGUCAGCCAGAGCGUCAGCCGGCGUGGCAAGGACGAAGCGAGGUUCCGGCGUCGUCAUCCGCGGGCCCUUCUACCCCUACCCCCGCGGGCGAGGUCCUCUCCGCUUCACGUCUGGAGCCGCCCACUCUCACGCCCACGCUCUCCUCCUGCCGGCCUUAGCUGCGGCGUCCGUCCUCUACACCUACGGGCUGCGGUGGGCGUAAGGGGGCGCGCAUUUUCUCGGACGAAAGCAGAGGAUGAGGCCAAGACGCAGGAAGGGCCAACGAGGAAGGCACUGCGUGUCUCGUGUGCUCCCGCGUCGGCAGAGCAGCGAGUCCUUUGCGCCGCUCUGCUUGCUGCACGCGAACGACCCCGACCGAGCCUCCCACGAGACGAGCGGAAAAACGCCUCUCUCUGUGCUUGUACCUGCUUGUUAGAGCGCGGGUGAGAAUGGGUCUGCGCGUUUCCUGCUGGCGACGAGCGGCGAAAGUGGUCUCUCUGCUUGCGUCUGCUUCAUGGAACGAGAGCGAGCGAGCGAGAACGAGAUGCAGCACCUCUCCGGGCUAUUACACGAGCCCAAACGCUUACCCCUGCUUGCGUCUGCUUGCUAGAAACGAGCGAGUGAGCUGGAAGGAGACGAAGGAACUUCUCUUUGGAUUCCCCGGCAAGAAUCCGGUGAACGAGACUCGAGGAAAUCACUCACAGAGAAAGAGGGAGAAGGACGUGGGAAUUGACCUAAAACAAAAAGAAAAAAAUCCAUCCUUUCUAGUUCCAUUUCACCCUAAAAGUGUUCUCCGUGUUCUUCGUGAGAUGAUCUCACCAUAACAUAAACUUUUAAGCACUUACUGUACUCUGCACCUCACGCAUUACUCCCUCAGGUGUGAUGUGUGUUCACUGUGUUAACUUAUUACACAAAACCAACAUUUUUCCUUUCGUUGUUUUUUAAAAAGAUUAAGCCUGACAACAGAAGUCACGCUUAAUUAAUAUCUUGUCAUGCAAGGACUUACUUUAUACAUCACUGAUGCUUUCAGUGUGAGAUUCUCAUACAUAUUAUAAUAAAUAAUAUUCAAUUUUCUAUUGUAAGUUAUAAACGUGUAAAUAUCAUUAUUUAAACAUGUUGGUUCUUCCUUCAUAUCCCGGCAGUGGAUUGGUGAGAACCAUAUUUAUUAGAUAUUUAUCUAUGUACAAAACUCUGAUAUGAGAAAAAAAUAUAUAUAUAUAUUGUAAA
Penaeus monodon (black tiger shrimp) is the source of this 2045-nucleotide messenger RNA. RefSeq lists its product as uncharacterized. NCBI's taxonomy places the organism in Eukaryota, Metazoa, Arthropoda, Malacostraca, Decapoda, Penaeidae. The transcript has 3 exons. Bases 291 to 803 code for a protein of 170 amino acids. The record is from RefSeq and is a predicted model, not a curated record.